AUGGGCUGUUGGUUCAGGAUAGUGGCUGUUCCGGAUCUGGGCGCCAUGUCGUGGGAAACCGAGGGAGAGUCUACAGAGGCUGUGCCGAAUUUUCUGGAAAAGCUUGACGAGUCUCAAAGGAAUGAAGCAGUUGGCCGACUGCUCAAGCCUGAGAACGAGGACACCUGCAACGAGCUUCUCCACAGAUUUGCCUGCACACGUGGCGUCGCGCGGCAGGUGACUUUCAGAUCUCUCACCGGGGAGGCCGUUGAGUUGACACCCCCGCCGAAGCACACUUUGCUGGAUGCCAGGCAGGCUGUACUGGACAACGUGGCAAAGAAGAUGCCACCUCUAGAGGUUGGCUACCACCGGGAUGCGCGAUUCUUUGCUGGAAGCGAGCUUCUCGUCGAAACGAUGCUUGCGGCGAUGCUGCCUCACGAGGUCUCUGUGGUUUUCGAUCAAGUGAAGACCUACGGGCUUCCUUUCUUGCCGUCGGACGCCUACAACUGA
Symbiodinium necroappetens is the source of this 489-nucleotide messenger RNA. The record is from the annotation of a GenBank genome assembly. Lineage: Eukaryota; Dinophyceae; Suessiales; Symbiodiniaceae.